GCCAGGUUGAUCCUCGUAUUUGAGGUAGAACUGCUAAUGGACGAGGGACGUCAAAAGGACUUGCAGUUGCUGGAGGAAAUCAUCGAUAAAGGUUUAAAACAGAAGCUUGUACACACGAUUGCAUCACGGGACAAGAUCUUUGAAGAACAAAAAGUACUCUCUGACUUGCGGAAAAACCUAGUGACUCUGGAGAAAAAUGGUGUAAAUAGUCUCAAAACAAUGGUCAACCUCGGUUCAGAAGUUUACAUGCAAGCUGAAGUGCCAGACACAAGGCACGUAUUCAUGGAUGUAGGGCUCGGCUUUUAUGUAGAGUUUACCCGGCAAGAAGCUCUUGAUUAUAUUUCACAAAGGGAGGAACGAAUAAAAGAACAAAUAGAAGAGGUAACUCUUGUUAUCACGCAGAUCAAAGGGCGUAUUAAACUGGCUCAUUACCAGAUUCAGCAAAUACUCAAUCUUCCUGAACAGAAUCCAUCAUCAUCCCGAAGACGUGCGUUUAGUGACUAGUGGAUAACUGGUGAUUAGAAAAAUAUGCACUAAUGAGAGGAUUUUCUCUGAUUUUGUGAUUUUUUAAAGCUUAGGCGUGGAGGAGGAGAAACAGCUUAGUGUAAUAAUCAUUAUAAACGGAAUUGUUCUUGUGUUAGACAAACAAAAUCGAUAUAAUAGUCUUGAGUGAACCAUGGUUCGAGUUCGAUUAGUUGAUUCCCUGCGAGCAUGAAAAAUCCGUAUUAACCAUUUAUGAAAAGUUUCUGAAAUAUUCUAUAUU
Messenger RNA from Thlaspi arvense, 763 nucleotides. The record is from the annotation of a GenBank genome assembly. NCBI's taxonomy places the organism in Eukaryota, Viridiplantae, Streptophyta, Magnoliopsida, Brassicales, Brassicaceae.